Messenger RNA from Eurytemora carolleeae, 4584 nucleotides. Its product is annotated as muscle calcium channel subunit alpha-1. Bases 349 to 4584 code for a protein of 1411 amino acids. The transcript has 44 exons. The record is from RefSeq and is a predicted model, not a curated record. Gene Ontology annotation, biological process: calcium ion import across plasma membrane. Gene Ontology annotation, cellular component: membrane; voltage-gated calcium channel complex. Gene Ontology annotation, molecular function: high voltage-gated calcium channel activity. NCBI's taxonomy places the organism in Eukaryota, Metazoa, Arthropoda, Copepoda, Calanoida, Temoridae.
UCCUGUUUUAAUUGUGUGUAGAACCGCCUAUAGAAUUGACCGGCUCUUAGUAUAGCUGGAUACAUUAGAACGCCCCUCCUCCUCCGGCUCCUUCCAGUCCUGUCAAUUAUUGUGAUUCAAGUCAAAGGGGACGUUUCCAGCUACAUCGUGAUCAUUGUGAUUGUUGCCCUUGGUGGUGGGAUGGUGAAAACUGUGAUUUAAACUCUAGGAGUGUAUUUGAGCAGGAGUUUAGAAGGGAGUGAAUGAAAGCAGUUGGAACAUUAUAUUUUUAGUUUCUUUUCCUUUCUGGCUUUCUAGUUCUAAUAAAUGAAUCAUUAUGGUUCUCUUUAAUAGCAGAGGGGCGUGAAGAUGGUCGAGGAAAAGGAGGGGGUGGGUAACGGUGCCCCCAAUGGUGUCCCGGAGGGUGCCCCUGAUGAGGGGAAACCUGAUGCUCCAAAGAAACAAGUCCGUAGGGUCGGAGCCAAACCUCCAGUUGACAGAGAUCCACAUUCGUUAUAUUUCUUCUCAUUAAAAAACCCGAUUAGAAAACGACUCAUCACCUUUGUGGAGUGGAAAAUCUUUGAGGGUUUUGUACUGCUUGCUAUUGUUGGUACGUGUCUCUGCUUGGCUGUAUUCCAGCCUAUGCCCAAUGGAGACAGUACGUCUAGAAAUGAAUUUUUGGAAGAAAUUGAGGUUAUAUUCACGUUAACGUUUACCAGCGAAUGUUUGAUGAAAAUAGUAGCAUACGGUUUUAUAGAACAUCAGAAUGCGUAUCUUCGAAACUCUUGGAAUAUUCUCGACUUUACAAUUGUCAUGAUAGGUUUAUUUUCUGCAGUGUUAGCUACCUUACAGAUAGAAGGGUUUGAUGUAAAGGCUUUAAGAGCGUUUAGAGUUCUCCGACCUCUUAGACUUCUUUCUUCCGUUCCAAGUUUACAAAUUGUUCUGAACGCUAUCUUGAUGGCCCUGAUUCCCCUGUUCAACAUCAUGUUGCUCGUCAUGUUCGUUAUCAUCAUCUACGCGAUUAUUGGUCUCGAGCUCUUCCUUGGGAUAUUCCAUAAAGCAUGCAUGGACGAAAUAACAGGUGAGAUGCCUCACGAACCAACACCAUGUGGGGGAACACUUAUCUGUCCUAAUGGAACCAUUUGUAGGGAAUACUGGGAGGGUCCACAGUAUGGAAUAACCAACUUUGAUAACAUUGGACAAGCCAUGUUAACAGUCUUAGAGUUCUCUAAAGAAAGAGAAAAAGCGCAGAGCCGCGGAGAUUUCCAGAAAUUGCGCGCAAAGCAGCAGAUGGACGAAGAUUUGCAGGGUUAUCUAGACUGGAUAGGAAAGGCUGAGGAUCUAGAAACUGUUGUGGACCCUUCCAUGGCGCUAAAAGUAGAUGUGGGGAAAGCUAAGAAUGACCCUGUUGUGAUGGGUCUUCUAAAAAGUACGAUGUUCCCUCUACAGCAAGUUUUAGAAGCAAAAGUGACCUCUGAUGGGCAAGGUGGUGGAGGUGGCGAGGCCGACCAUUCUGGAGCUCCGGAAUCAUUUUUUCAAAAAAGAUUAAAAAGAUUCGAAAAAUGGAACAGAAAGAACAGAAGAACAGUUCGUUACAUCUGUAAAUCUCAGUUUAUGUUCUGGUUUAUCAUCACCUUAGUAUUUUUGAAUACCUGUGUUCUGGCGACUGAACAUCACAAUCAACCGGAGUGGUUGGAUGAUUUCCAGGAGUACACAAACCUGUUUUUUGUUUGUUUGUUUACGGGCGAGAUGUUUAUGAAGAUGUAUGCUCUGGGGUUCACGGGUUACAUGGUGUCCCUGUUCAACAGAUUCGACUUCUUCGUUGUGAUCUCCAGUAUUCUCGAGUUCUGCCUUGUAUCUCAGGAAAUUAUGCCACCCCUUGGUAUGUCUGUGUUAAGAUGUAUCAGACUUCUAAGAACAUUUAAAGUUACAAAGUAUUGGUCUGCUAUAUUUUUGAAUGAAGAAUCAAGAUCAACCUUUGAUAAUUUCUUUCAAGCCUGCUUUACAGUAUUUCAGAUUUUGACCGGUGAGGAUUGGAAUGUGGUCAUGUACGACGGAAUACAGGCAUUUGGGGGCAUCAAGGGAAUGGGUUCCAUUGCCUCCAUCUACUUCCUAAUCUUGUUUAUCUGCGGUAACUUCAUCUUGUUAAAUGUGUUCUUGGCUAUUGCUGUUGAUAACCUUUCUACUGAUGGGGAUGAGGAGGCAGGGGGGGAGGAGCCCCCUGAGGAGCCCCCUGGAAUAGGGUUAGAAGAAGAGAAGGGGGACGCCAAGAUAAACAUGGAAGAAUAUUUCGGUCAAGAUUAUGAUGAAUAUCAAGCAAGACAUGAUAACAGUUUACGAGUCUUCUGUCACUGGCUCCAGGGGCAUCCUAUAAUGGGAAACUUUAUCCUAGUUUGUAUUAUUAUCUCCUCCGCUCUACUGGCCUGCGAGGAUCCUCUUCUCUCAAAGUCUGAUAUCAAUAUUACACUCGGAUACUUUGACUAUUUCUUCACUACAAUAUUCACCAUCGAGUGUACACUCAAACUGAUCUCCUACGGACUGCUCUUUCAUCCUGGCGCAUUUUGCCGCAGUCCGUUCAAUUGUUUGGAUAUCGUCGUUGUUUCCGUUUCUCUUAUUUCUAUUUUUGGCGGGUCCGGAAUAGGAUUUUUGAAAAUUCUUCGUGUUCUUCGUGUUCUCCGUCCUUUGAGGGCAAUUAAUAGGGCUAAGGGACUAAAGAAGGUGGUGCAGUGUUUAAUUGUCUCAGUGAAGACGAUUGGAAAUAUCGUCGUUGUUACAGUUCUUCUGGAGUUCUUGUUUGCCGUUAUCGGAGUCCAACUAUUCAAGGGAAAGUUCUUUUACUGUACAGAUCUAUCAAAAAUGACAGAAGCUGAAUGUCAAGGACAGUACUUUGAGUACAGAGAUUCAGACAUUAACAAGCCCGUAAUAGAAGAGCGUAUCUGGGAGCGUUCUAGUUUCCAUUAUGAUAACGUAGUCAAGGCUAUGCUUACUCUCUUCGUUGUUUCUACAUUUGAGGGAUGGCCCGGAAUUCUGUACGUGUCUAUUGAUUCUAAUAACGCUGAUAUUGGUCCUAAAGAAGAUUAUCGUCCUAUUGUCUUCAUGUUCUACUUCAUCUACAUCAUCAUCCUUGCCUUCUUCAUGAUCAAUAUCUUCGUCGGUUUCGUUAUUGUCACCUUUCAGUCAGAGGGAGAAGCAGAUUUCAAGAACUGUCCCUUAGAUAAGAACCAAAGGAACUGUAUCGAGUUUGCUCUCAACGCCAAACCAAUUAAACUUUAUAUCCCUAAGAACCCUGUACAGUACAAACUUUGGUCCUUCGCGACCUCACCUUUGUGUGAGAACACUGUAUUCCUGGCGAUCAUUCUCAACACCAUCUCCCUGGCCAUGAAGUUCUACCACCAGCCGGAGUGGUACACAGACUUCCUCGACGUGCUCAAUCUCAUCUUCACCUUCUUCUUCGUCGGGGAGUUCAUUCUCAAGUUCGGGGCUUUCAGAUUUAAGAACUAUUUCUCUGAUCCAUGGAACGGAUUUGACUUCUUCAUUGUGGUUGGGUCCCUGGUCGACCUGGGAGCUGCUCAGUUAGCUCCGGACGCUGAGAUGGUGUCCAUCUCUUUCUUCAGGCUCUUCAGGGUGAUGAGGCUGGUCAAGUUGUUGAACAAGAACGAGAAUAUUAGAACUCUACUCUGGACCUUCAUGAAGUCCUUCAAGGCCCUGCCCUGGGUAAUGCUGCUGAUUGGCCUUAUUUUCUUCAUUUAUGGAACUGUUGGCAUGCAGAUGAUGGGCAGGAUUGCUAUACAAGAGGGAACCAAUAUUCAUCGGAACAAUAACUUCCAGUCCUUUCCCAUGGCCAUGUUGGUACUCUUCAGGUCUGCCACAGGAGAAGCUUGGCAAGAAAUCAUGUUGAGCUGUAUACCAAGUGAGGAGGCAAUCUGUGAUCCGUAUUCUGAUGAUGCUGGAAAGGAGGGUGGAUGCGGAUCCUUUGUAGCGUAUCCUUUCUUCAUUUCCUUCUUCAUCAUGUGCGCCUUUCUGGUCCUCAACCUCUUCGUCGCCGUCAUCAUGGACAACUUCGACUACCUCACCAGAGAUUGGUCUAUUCUGGGUCCACACCAUCUCUCUGAGUUUGUUCAUCUCUGGUCUGAAUAUGAUCCUGAUGCGAAGGGCUUUAUAAAGCAUGUAGAUGUGGUAACCCUACUCAGGAAGAUUUCACCACCUCUUGGAUUUGGAAAGCUUUGCCCCCAUAGAGUAGCCUGCAAGAGACUGGUUGCGAUGAAUAUGCCUCUGAACUCCGACGGCUCUGUAAAUUUCAAUGCUACACUGUUUGCUCUGGUGAGAACUUCCCUGAAUAUUCUAACAGAGGGUAAUAUCGACGAGGCAAAUGAUGAACUCCGGCAUCAGAUUCUAAAAAUAUUCCGUCAAACAGACAUCAACGUUCUUGACCAGUGCUGCCCUGCUCCCAAGAUAAAUGCUUUUGGAGAUGCAUGUGACAUUGAAGAUGACGUAACAGUUGGAAAGUUCUACGCCACAUUCCUUAUCCAGGAUUAUUUCAGAAGGUUUAAGAAAAAGAAGGAAACAAAGGCUGCAACAGAGGCCCCAGCUGAUAAAUCANAAUAA